This is a messenger RNA of Engraulis encrasicolus (European anchovy), 1239 nucleotides long. It is a transcript of the gene elovl5, whose product is annotated as ELOVL fatty acid elongase 5. NCBI's taxonomy places the organism in Eukaryota, Metazoa, Chordata, Actinopteri, Clupeiformes, Engraulidae. Gene Ontology annotation, molecular function: fatty acid elongase activity. The record is from RefSeq and is a predicted model, not a curated record. The coding region runs from base 170 to 1060 and encodes 296 amino acids. Gene Ontology annotation, biological process: fatty acid elongation, polyunsaturated fatty acid; sphingolipid biosynthetic process; fatty acid elongation, monounsaturated fatty acid. The transcript is spliced from 8 exons. Gene Ontology annotation, cellular component: endoplasmic reticulum membrane; endoplasmic reticulum.
GCCGUCACUAGUGACGCUUUACAACACCGCUCCAUUCGUCCGUGUGGUUCUCUCCUCCUCACAGCGACAGUGUACAACCCACUCCACCAACCCACGAAAAGUCGAGUUACCAGCUUUGCCCUGGGACCAGCAUCCAAGGUUAUACGCAUCUUGAAACGCAAAGAGGGGGAUGGAGACACUCAACUAUAAGAUCAACGCAUACCUAGAAUCAUGGAUGGGACCAAGAGACUCCAGAGUGCGAGGAUGGCUCCUGCUGGACCACUAUCCUCCUACGUUGGCCCUGACUCUCCUGUACCUGCUGGUCGUGUGGAUGGGGCCGCGCUACAUGAAGAGCAGGCCGCCGGUGAACUGCCGAGGUCUCCUGGUGAUCUAUAACCUGGGCCUCACGCUCCUCUCCCUCUACAUGUGCUACGAGCUCAUAACGGCAGUGUGGGAGGGAGGCUACAACUUCGUCUGCCAGGAUAUACACAGCGGCGGAGAGGCGGACCACAAGAUCAUGCGUGUGCUGUGGUGGUACUACUUCUCCAAGCUGAUUGAGUUCAUGGACACUUUCUUCUUCAUCCUGCGCAAGAACAACCACCAGAUCACCUUCCUGCACAUCUACCACCACGCCAGCAUGUUCAGCAUAUGGUGGUUCGUCAUGAACUGGGUGCCCUGCGGACACUCCUACUUCGGAGCCACGCUGAACAGCUUCAUCCACGUGCUGAUGUACUCGUACUACGGGCUGUCUGCCAUCCCCGCCGUGCGGCCGUACCUCUGGUGGAAGAAGUACAUCACCCAGGGCCAGCUGAUCCAGUUUGUGGUGACCAUGGCCCAGACGAGUUGUGCUGUGAUCUGGCCGUGUGGCUUCCCCAUGGGCUGGCUCUACUUCCAGAUAUCCUACAUGGUCACCCUGAUAUUCCUCUUCUCCAACUUCUACAUCAAGACCUACAACAAGAGCCAAGGCGCGGCCCUGAAGAAGGACUACCAGAACGGCUCAGCGUUAGCCACCAAGAACGGCCACGUGAACGGCGUGGUGCCCAGCGACAGCAAAAACUACAGGAAGCUGCGAGCCGACUGAAGAGUCUCCUCUACAGAGGGGUAUGGGGCACCUAAGUCACGCCCUCUAUUUCCUGGUUCAUGGGGCAGAGGGAGUCAAAAAAUGAUUACUGGGCUUGAAAACGAGUGAUUUUUGGAUUUGUGGUGCAUAGGUGGAGGUCCAAGGUUUGGAUUGGUGUCAAAAAAACACUCAUUUUCAAG